AGUAACAAAGCAUUUGUUUUGGGGGAAUAGCUAAUAACUGCUCCUGGCCUGAGAUUUAAAAAAGAUAGAAAGAAAUGCCUACAAAUAUGCAAGGCCUUCCAUUUACCCUGUCUCUACCAUUGCCAAUUUCACUUUCUUGAUUUCAUCUCUAACCUUCCAACAUUUCUUGACGUAGAAGUUACAGAAAGGGGGAUUUGCCGAUUGCCUGGCCAUUUGGGCUGGAACCAGCAUCAUUCUCUUUGGCAUUUUGGGAUGCUUGCUGUUUCCACCUAAAUUUUGCCCUAAUUCAAACAUGUGAUAGGGACAGAUAAUAUUUGAUAAAUCAGACAUUGAGGAGACAUUGGUCCUUGAUUUUCCAUGAAGGCAGUUAUUGUGCCCCUGGACAUUGUUAGUUCACGCAUCAGCAUUAUCAUCUUCUGCUUCUGAAUCUUCAAUGGAGGACACCUUCCAAGUGGAUGCACUUGCAUCAACUGCAGGUGAUACCGUGACCCCAAAACUCAACCACAACAAUGGCACUGGACCUUUGGAGCAAGAAUCAACACAAACAUUAUUAACUUUGGAACCUGGACACGGGAGCCAAAUUGAUGGAAAUUUUGAGGCCCUUUCUGACAACACACAAGGUGAAGCCAAUCUGUCCACUCCACACAAAAGCUUAAGCCGCUCGUCAUCGUCGUCGUCGUCGUCCUCCUCCUCAUCAUCAUGUUCAUCAUCUAAAUCUCAAUCCAAAUCCGAAGGGCUCUUUCAUUUGCAAGCAGAUGCAACCAAUAAGUCCCCCGAGGGCAAUGCUAGCCUCAGUACUGAACUUCCUGAUGACACUGGCCCUGUACUUUUGGUAGCUGAAUCAAACCAGAAGCUUUCAGUUAUGGAAUCUGAAACAGGGAACACAACGAAUGGUGAUUUGGGGGCACCUGCUAGUACAACAAUUGAUGAAGCUGAUCACUCCAGGAAUGAAAAGUCAGAACUCUUAUCAUCACCAUCCUUAUCAUCUGGGUCAAUCCAGAAGCUUUCAGUUUUGGAAUCUGAAACCGGGAAAAUAACAUAUGGUGAUUUGGGAGCAUGUGCAAGUACAACUGGUGAAGCUGAUCACUCUAGGAACGAAAAUUUAGAAUUGUUAUCAUCAUCAUCAUCCUUAUCAUCUGAAACACUGUCUGAAGACUCCUUGGAAAUUAGUGCAAAUGCAACCACUGACUCCCCUGCAGAUGGAAAAUGCUCUCCCAGCCUUGACAAGGACAAUAGAUUAGCUUCAGCUUCUAACAACGGGAAUAUUCCAGACAACCCUGAGGGCAAGCAUGAACAAUCAAGUCAUGAGUUGGCAACGCUGACACCACCAUUGGUAGUUUCUAGCCAUAGUAAUGGACCAAGCACAACUGACGAGUCAGCAACACAAUUUCCUCCUGUGCAGGUGAUGGAGAGACCCGGUGAUUCUACCCCCGUUACAUAUAGGAUUCCAUCUCAUGUUUUUGCUAGAACUAAAUCUACAGCUCCAGUGGAUUGGAGUAUCCAUUCCAAUGAAUCGUUGUUCAGUAUUCACAUGGGGAACAUGAGUUUCACCAAUGAACAACUCUUGUGGUUAAGUAAAUCUGGUGAGCUAGGAAAGCCUGGUGAAGCACCCAUAUCUGGUACGCUCAUUGACUUGUCAAGUAACCAGCCUCCAACAAAUCAAUUAGCUUACAUUGCACAAAAAAAAUCAAGUUUAAAUGAGGGUUCUGGAAGAAAUGAAGCAACAGCCACAGAGACAAAGAGGGGCGAUACAAAGGAAAAUGAAGAAGAUGAGACUAAAGAAAGUCCAUCUCUUGCUAAGAAAGUGUCUCAUUUGUCUAGCCUUUCGACUCAUUCAGAUGGGAGUACCAAAUCUUUCGCUUUUCCAGUAUUGAUAGGGGAUAGAGAAAAAGUUGAUUCUAUAAAGGUACCUGCUGAGAAGCAAAAGCAACAGCCAGAAUCACAGCCGCAAAGCUCCACAGUAAUCUCGAUUAUGGCAGCACAGAAGAGAUGGCUAUCUUGUUUCUCUUGUUGUGCAUUGUGUUCUUUAGGACAUCGGGUCGUUUGAACUUUUUCCCUUGCACAAAAUCUUGUCAGUAAUGACUCUACCAAAGGUAUGUAUAUUUGGUCCAGAUAAACGCUAGAUUCAAUCACCAGAAAAGUCAUGGUAAAAUUGCAGUCCUAUGUAAUGUUUUUGUAGCUUUACAAUUUAUUUCUCCUUGUUGGUUAGUUUACAUGUCUUAUUCUCCAUCAUAAAAGGGGAGUCAUAUACAAUCACUCAUUAGGGUCGUAUGUGAGGACAUUUUGUUUAACUACUAGCAGAAACAAGAGGAGUUAGUGGAAGAUUAGUCAUGGAAUCUCCAGCAAAACAAUAAGGGUUUCAAACUUUUCAGAUUAUAGUGAAAGAAAGCAAUGUGUUCAGGUCUUUACUCUUCUUA
Molecule: messenger RNA, 2417 nt
Organism: Juglans microcarpa x Juglans regia
Lineage: Eukaryota; Viridiplantae; Streptophyta; Magnoliopsida; Fagales; Juglandaceae
Exons: 4
Coding region: 434-2047 (537 amino acids)
Source: RefSeq, a predicted model, not a curated record